AUAAAAUGGAUAAAAAAAAUACCUUUAAAGAACUAUAAGAAAUACCAGAUUUCCCUAAAAACGAGGAAUAAAUUCUUUUAUUUUGGGAAUAAAUAGACGCAUUUAAAUUAUAACUUGAGAAAACUAAAAAUUAUCCACCCUUUACUUUUUACGACGGACCACCAUUUGCAACUGGUUUACCUCAUUACGGAAACUUAUUAGCAGGAACAAUAAAAGAUGUUGUUUGUAGAUAUGCAUCUUAAAAUGGAAAAUAUGUAGAAAGAAGAUUCGGUUGGGAUUGUCAUGGUCUUCCUAUUGAAUAUGAAAUCGAUAAGAAAUUGUAGAUUCAAACUAGAUAAGAUGUCUUUAAAAUGGGUAUUGAUAAAUAUAAUGCUGAAUGUCGUAGUAUUGUGAUGAGAUAUUCUAAAGAAUGGAGAAGUAUAGUCAAUAGAUUCGGCCGAUGGGUUGAUUUCGAUAAUGAUUAUAAGACUUUAGACUUAAAUUUUAUGGAAUCUGUAUGGUAUGUAUUUAAGUAAAUGUUUGAAAAAGGCUUAAUUUAUAGAGGUUGUAAGGUUAUGCCUUAUUCAAAUGGAUGCAAUACAGUCUUAUCAAAUUUCGAAACAUAACAGAACUACAAAGAAGUGGAUGAUCCAGCCUUAUUUGUUGCUUUUAAUACUAAAAAUGAUCCCAAAACACGUUUAUUAGCUUGGACUACUACUCCUUGGACUUUACCUUCUAAUUUAAUGUUAGCGGUCAAUAAAGACUUUGAUUAUUUGAAAGUUUUAGAUAAAAAAACUUAAGAUCAUUAUAUUAUUGCGGAAUGCAGAAUCGGUACUUUUUAUAAAGAUAAGAGCAAUUAUACAAUAAUUGAGAAGUUAAAAGGAGAAAAAUUAUCAGGAAUCGAAUAUGAUCCGUUAUUUCCUUAUUUCGAAUAAAGAAGAUAAAAUGGCUGUUUUAGAGUUAUUUGUGCAGAUUUUGUGACCUCAGAUACUGGUACUGGUAUAGUACAUGUAGCUCCUGGUUUUGGUGAAGACGAUUAUAAGAUUUGUGUUAAAAAUUCUGUUAUUAAACCUGAUGAUCCACCUGUUCCUGUAGAUGAUAAUGGCUAUUUUACAGAAGAAGUAGCUGAUUUUAAAGGUGUUUAUGUAAAAGAUGCUGACAAAUUAAUAAGAAAAAAUCUAAAGGAAAGAGGAUAUUUAUUAAUUGAUGCUUCAGUUAAACAUAAUUAUCCUUAUUGUUGGAGAUCAGAGACUCCUUUAAUUUAUAAGGCUGUACAUUGCUGGUUUAUUAAAGUCACCGCAAUAAAAGAAGAUCUGGUUUAGAAUAAUAAAAAAGCAUACUGGGUACCUAAAUUCGCUCAAGAAGGUAGAUUUAAUAACUGGCUUUAAAAUGCAUCAGAUUGGUGCUUUUCUAGAUCCAGAUUUUGGGGAAAUCCGAUACCUAUAUGGGUUUCUUCAGAUUUCGAGGAAGUAGUGUGUAUAGGUUCAAUUGAAGAAUUAAAGAAAUUAACUGGAGCGACUGAAAUUAAAGACUUACAUAGAGAUUUUAUAGACCAUUUAACUAUUCCUUCGAGCUAAGGUAAAGGCGUUUUGAGAAGAGUUGAUGAGGUUUUUGAUUGCUGGUUUGAAUCAGGAGCUAUGCCUUAUGGAUAGGUACAUUAUCCGUUUUCUAUUUCUGAGGAGGACUUUAAUAAAAGAUUCCCAGCUGAUUUUAUCGGGGAAGGUAUAGAUUAGACUAGAGGAUGGUUUUAUACUUUAAAUGUUAUCUCAACGGCUAUGAGAAAUCAAAAUCCGUAUAAAAAUUUAAUUGUAAAUGGUAUCGUUUUAGCUGACAAUGGUAAAAAAAUGUCCAAGUCUAAAAAGAAUUACCCAGAUCCAGUUGAGGUGGCUUAGAGACAUUCAGCUGAUGCUAUUAGACUUUAUAUGAUUAAUUCACCUUUAGUAAGAGCUGAAGAAUUAUCUUUUAAAGAAGAAGGUGUUUUUGCAGUUAAAAAAGAUGUGUUCUUGCCUUGGUAUAAUGCAUAUAAGUUCCUUAUUUAGAAUAUUACUAGAUGGGAAAAUUAAAGUGGUAAAAAAUUCUAAUUUGAUGAGAAACUUUCAAUUGAUAAAAAUAUUUUAAAAAACCCUACAGAUAAAUGGAUUAUUGCUUCUUGCUAAAAUUUAAUUAAUUAUGUAAGAAUUGAAAUGGAGAAAUAUCAUUUAUAUAAUGUAGUACCUCGUUUAGUUACUUUUUUGGAAAAUUUAACUAAUUGGUACAUUAGAUUAAAUAGAUAAAGAAUAAAAGACGAAGAAGGUUAGGAUGAUUAAUUAACAGCCAUAAAUGUAUUAUUUAAUGUAAUUUUAAACUCGACAAUUUUAAUGUCUCCUUUAGUACCUUUUAUCACUGAAAGUUUCUAUUAAAAUUUAGUUUUGGCAAUUCCUUAAGAUUCACACUAUUAUGAAAAAUCUGUUCAUUUAUUGAGAAUUCCAGAACCGAAAUAAGACCUUUUGGAUGAAAAAGUAGAAAUUGACUUCGAAAGAAUGCAGACUAUAAUUAAUUCGUCUCGUUAAAUAAGAGAAAAGAGAAAAGUCUCAUUAAAAUAACCUAUUAAAUCUUUAACUAUUAUCAAUAGUGAUAAGGAGUUUCAUGACAGUUUGAAAGAUCAUAUUUAAUAUAUUGAAGAAGAAAUAAAUACACCUUCCGUAAAUGCAGAAUUAAACGUAGAUAAAUAUGUAGAAUAUAAAUCAACACCAAAUCAUAAAAUUUUAGGGUAAAAACUUUAGAAAAACUAUAAUAAAGAUGUCAAAUAAGCAGUGAAUGUUUUAAAUUAAGAAUAAAUCGCUUAAUUAUAAAAGAAGGUUUUGUUUAAAUUUUGGGACAUAAAUUAUAAUUAGAAGAUUUCUUAAUUGAAAAAUAAUACAAGAAAAAUGUUCUUGCAGAAAAUCUAGAAUUAGGAGGAGAAAACGAAUAUAUUUUAUUAUUGGAUUUAUCUUAAGAUGAAAAGCUUAAAUAAAAGGGAAUUGUAAGAGAAUUUACUAGUAGAGUUUAGAAGACUAAAAAAGAAUGCGGAUUAUAGGCUGAUGACGAUAUUAUUAUUUUUAUAGAUUUUACUAAAGCACCUAAAUUAUAAGCUGUUAUUAAUGAUGAUUUAUAAAAUAUAAUUAAAACUUUGAAAAAACCAGUCUAAAAUAUGUCUGAAAAAGCACCAGGAUUAUAAUAAGUAGAUAAAUCUCUUAAAAAUUUUGAGAUUGAUGGCGAAACUUUCAAAAUCGAACUAUACUAUAAUAAAAAGAAUUGAAGAAAUGAUUGGUAAAAAAAAAAUACAUAUUAAUUAUUAUUUAGUCUUUUUAAUAUAAUAAAUAAAAUAUUUUUAUUU
Ichthyophthirius multifiliis is the source of this 3334-nucleotide messenger RNA. Its product is annotated as isoleucine tRNA synthetase, putative. The record is from RefSeq and is a predicted model, not a curated record. Lineage: Eukaryota; Ciliophora; Oligohymenophorea; Hymenostomatida. Gene Ontology annotation, molecular function: isoleucine-tRNA ligase activity; tRNA binding; ATP binding. Gene Ontology annotation, biological process: isoleucyl-tRNA aminoacylation. The transcript is spliced from 8 exons.